ACCAUGCACCAUCGCUUGCUCUUUCUUCUCCCAGCAGUCCCAUGGCAUGGGCUCAUUUGGGCAAAGUUGCUCCCUUUUGCGCACAAAGCCAAUAUGAUGCAGUCACUCUUGUCCCACAUCGCUUGUACUUCCAUCCCUCCCCCCUCACCUGCCCAACCUCGCCCGCUUCUUCCUGCUGUGGAUUCUCCUGCUUCAUUACAGUUAUCCCCCCUCUGGGACCAUAUCGCCUCGGUGCACUGAAUCUGCUUCUUUAUCCGCGAGUUGUUCUCCGGAGGAAGUGGGCCAGCAUCGACUCAUCGCAUAAGAGUGCUGGGUCCCCGUUCACAGUGUCGCCUUUUUUCCUCGAGAAAAUAAAGGGGGUCCGCAAGAGACAUCCGAAGGAAACGCUUCUUGAAAGUGAGCCACGGAAGCGGAUUUGCAUCAUGGAGUCGCCCUCCUCGCUGAGCCAGCAUCGCCAUGCCCGCGACGGCAACGAGGUCCUGCCUGUUGAUCCGGUCAUCCAAAUCUUCAUGCAUCUUUCCCUGCAUCCUCAAGACCUGCUCAACUGCGCCCUCACAACCCGCCACUGGGCUCGACCAGCCCUUCAGGAAUUAUACCGACAUCCCUGGACCUAUCUCUUCAACUAUCAGUUUGACACGGAGGGUCGUGUUAUGGACAAGCACGGAUCGAUGCUCCUGCUCAGGACUCUAUUUCAGGGAUGCACGGACCCCACGAAGACAACGUUCCCGUACGCCAGUUUCGCCAGGAGUGUCAAUCUCAAGUGGGUGCACGAUACCUUUGAUCUGCCCGAGGUUGAUAUCCAGACCCUGACCGGGCUCCGCUGGACCAGGAAUGAGGCCCCCAAGGACUUUUUGAUUCGUCAUUUACUCGCUAACCGACCCUACCUAAACGAUUUUGUUCAUUGCCACGCCCCUCGGCUACCUCGCUGCCUCUUUGCACACAUGACAACUGCAACAGUCAACAAUUUCGCGGAUGAGGUUGCAGUCGAGGGCACAAACGCAUCAACAGCCCUUGCUGCCGAAGGAGUAAUAGCGGACGGCUCGGUCUCUGGUCUGGAUACCGCUACUACAAUUAACACUGCAAACACCGCAAGCACCGACAGUGAUGAUUGGGCCAACAUGAUGCAGCAGGUUACGGACGAUGAGUUCAUGCCAUCUCUCGAUGUCAGUUUGCUGACAACACCUCCGCUGUUACCUGUUCAGCAACCCAUUGCGACUGCAAUGCCACUGGUCCAUUCUGUUACCGCAAGCACGGCCGCAGUAGAGGAGCCUUCGUCGCACUCGGGCAGCGAUCACAACGACACACACGAAUCAUUCUUGCAGAUUCUCAACUCGGAUAGUACACAGUCAGCCGAAGUCGCUUUCCUUCCAUCACCUCCGUCACCAAUCUUACUUACGCCCGCGCUGGAUCAGCCAGGAUCGCACCUUGCAGGUAUCUCAACCAGUGUGGUUGAAGAGAUCGACCAAGGCGCCACCGCUGAAGUCGACGAGAACACUGGAGUGAUCAGCGUGGUUGAGGAGAUCGAAAACGCAACAACCCCAGAAGGAGGGAGCGAGAUGGCAGGUACCCUGGAGUCGACCCUCAUGGAGCCUGGCCCAGAGACUACCGGUCAAGUCGUCGUGCAGUCCCUCUCAGCUGUAUUGGCUUCAGCUUCCUCAUCCUCAGCGCAAUCUAUUCCAAACGACGCCCAUCCAGUGUAUGCGUUCCAACAUCCAUAUGCAUCCACUGCAUUUUCUCAUCCCCACUCGCGCGCUGCGACACCCUCUUCAGGCAGCUCGUCUUCGAGGCCGUUCCUCGCUACCUGGCCAUUGACGAUGGAGCAGACACAUAGCCUGGUCUAUCUGGAUCUGCGCUAUGCGAUCGUCUCCGAUUCUCUAAUCGUUUCCUUAGCCCUGAACUGCCACAAGAUUGAGCGUCUCAAAGUGGCGACUCAUUGGCAACACUACCCGCACUCUUACUCGGUUACGGACAACGCACUCACUUGUCUCGUGGCGGCGCAACAAUGCCUCAAGUUGUUACAUGUCGAGAACCACCGAGAGAUCAGUCAGGGACACGAAUUGGUCAGGACAAUCGACACGCUGGGCAAGGUGCAUGGGUCGAGUCUCGAGACCUUGGUGCUCAAGUCUCACGAUUUCCAAAACUGUAAUCUAGCAGCCUUCGGGAAGGCCUGUAAGAAGCUCGUCAAAUUUGCAGCACCCGGAGGCAUGCAUCUGUUCCGCGAAGAAGUCCUCCAGUUGACCGAGGCUUGCAAGCUGACACUGGAGCACCUCGAUUUCUCGAACUCUGACAUCGAGACGGAUUCCUUGAUGGCUAUCAUGAAGGGCACGUCUUCACCUCAGUCUGCGAGGGGCACCCUCAAGGCUCUGAUUCUGUUGGGCAUGGAGGACACCUUGAAUACGGAGACAUGUCUGGCGAUUGGAGAGUAUGCAUCGGGUUUGGAUUGCUUCCGUCUUGACAUCCUGGAGUCCGAGGCCAAGGACGUGAGCCUUAUGUUGAGUCGAUCCUGCGCCCUCAACUUGCGUGUACUGACACUUGGAUGUCACGAUGUGCACGGUGAUCUCGCGAACGAUAUUCUGGAACAGAUCGCUCUCAACUGCAAGAAUGUCGAGUUGUUGGAUGUUAAUCACUGGCAGUUUUCUGCAAAGGCGAUCAAGAAGGUUUUGCGGGAGUGUGGCAUGUUGAGGUACCUCAAUGUGAGUUAUACAGAUCUUGAAGAGAGCACCGCGGACAUCAUUUGUCGAUGCUUGGGUGAGGUCAAGAAGGCGACUGUAGUCCCGGUCAGUCCUCCUGCGGAUGAUUCCAUUUCAACUCCCUCACCCGCCGCAGUAUUUACGUCUUCUCAACUGCAAACUCCUGCGACGAUACAGAUGGGAGAAGCAGUGGUUCAAGAAUCGAUAGUCGUGCAGGAAGAGUGGUCUCAGGAAGCAUCGACUACUCUUCACAAUUCAGUGGAUGAGACGGUAGAGAAUCUUGAUGAAGAGCGACCCGAUAUCUUGCGAAAGCGAGGCGUAGAUAUGCGAGCCAAGGGCGACGAAGAUGGCGAUGAGGAGGAUUAUAUGGACACCAAUAUGGAUAGCGAUCAGCAGCAUGCUACGCCGGUUUAUUCUGCAAACGGAGGCAAGAAACAAUCGCAGAUGGGUCUUGUCCACCACCACCUAAAUGCUAUGGACCUGCGUACGAUCAUGAACCUCGAUCUGGAUGAGGCCAUCGAGAUGGAUUUGUUGAUGGGUGUGGACGAGGAUACGGGCAUGGAUCUAGACAUGUGCUUGGAUCUUCAGAGAUAUCAUCGCAAUAGCUCUUACAAGGGCAUCCAUGGCGACCAGGACAACGCAGAAGGCGAAGACAUGGAUAUGACUGACGUGGACGACGAGGAGGCAGAGAUAGAGCGCGCGAUGAUGGGCACCGCCAACGAUAUUGACGAAGGUGAUGAGGACGAGGAUGGCAGCCGAUAUGCGCGGUCCAAGGAACCGAAGGGCAAGGAGGUCUAUAUUGACCGCGACUUUGGUGACAAUUACCAAGACAAUGUUUCGACGAUUUUCACGUCGCUUGCGCCGACGUAUUCGUCGUCAUAUGGAUCCACAUCCUCCUCCGCAUCCUCCUCGUCCUCAUCCUCCGGAUCGUCGGCCAACAUCAUGGGUCAGGCGCAAAGUGGCCAGGUGUUGCUUUCAACAGCAGAGACAGGCAGUCAAGCCUUAUUCGAUUGCAUGCCAUUGCUCCCUCCUCUCCCCAUUCCAUCGAUGCAAGUGAAUGAUAAUGAAUUAGAUCCGAUGGCGGUCUCUAUGAGCACCUCUGUUUAUACUACUGGUGAGCAGGCAAUCCAGGGACCACCAGCUACAGGUGGCACUCCAGAGUGCACGAUGGAGAGUGAGCAGGUAUCUUAUGACUCACAAGCCACGCCAACCAUCACAAGCGCUGACGAUACUUGUACAGCAAGCGAGGCAGAGACCCCAUCUUCAGCUUCCACAGAGACAAGGUCGGAUGAGACGCCCGUGUGCAAUGUAUCCGAAGCAGAAGAAGAAGCAGAAGCAGAGGACAAGGCGCUCACAUGGACUCGUGAGUCGAGGCUGGAGCAGGUGAAUGUCGAAUGCUGUACGCAUCUAUCACUGGCGACCAUGAGCAAAAUCAAGACGCUUGCGUGCGAGCGACAGGCGGAUUUGGCUCGACAGGGACGCAAGAAAAGUCGUAUCUGGGUCGAGAACGAGCACGACAUGAUGAUGACCCGGUUGACAAUGGAGAGGGGACCAGAACUGCCGGCGUGGAGAAUGAGGACGAGCAUCAUCACGGGUGAAUCGAACGCUAGCUCCACUGGCGACAGCGUGGAUAACAGUAACGCGUCUGGGACACCAAGUUCAGAUGCUCCUGCAGGCGAAGGGUCACCAGAGCAGCAUUCUGAGCAACCACCGCAAGGCCAGCAGCAACAACAACAACAGCUAGAGGAAGAGAUGCUGAGUGCCGCCGUCGUCACAGAGGACGAACCCAUGAUCUCGACAGCGACCGUGGAGGUUGUGGCAUAGUUAUCGGUCUCCUGGUCCCAUUAAUCGUUCUUUUCAUCGUUCU
Gamsiella multidivaricata is the source of this 4557-nucleotide messenger RNA. RefSeq lists its product as uncharacterized. Gene Ontology annotation, molecular function: protein binding. The transcript is spliced from 3 exons. The coding region runs from base 42 to 4514 and encodes 1490 amino acids. Lineage: Eukaryota; Fungi; Mortierellomycota; Mortierellomycetes; Mortierellales; Mortierellaceae. The record is from RefSeq and is a predicted model, not a curated record.